AUGGCCUCGGAACAAACACCAGAAGCCAAAGAGCUGGCCCUGGUGGCCAAGGUUGAAAUGCGCAUUGCCCUAGCCAGCACAGAGAAGAAGCUCGAAGAGUUGCUCAACACCUAUCUGGCUCCACUCCUCCUCAAACUUGGCUCCGACAGUGUAGCCGUAAGAAACAAGGUCAUCUCCAUUUGCCAUCAUGUCAAUACCCGCAUCAAAUCACAAGACAUCAAGCUCCCAGUCCGCCCUCUGCUCAAGCAAUACAAGGAACAUGGCCAUGUUGCCCUCAUACGACACUUUGAUAUCCUCUACAUUCAACAAGGCAUUUCUCGACUUGCAGUAUCAGAAAGACUCGAAAUCCUUCCCAUAUUGCUCAAAGGUAUUGCCAAUGACUAUCAAAAGUCUGCACAGCACGCCUCCCAGCUGUUCCAUUUGAUACUGCGCCUCCUGGUCCACUUCAAGCUCCCUUUACGUGCAAGUAAAGACGAUGAUGAGCUCAGGUCUACUUUGGCACUCUCCGACGAGGAUGGGGCCUUUUUGUCCAAGUGGUUUGGCAAGCUCCUUCUUUUCAAUCCUGUGCGCCAAAGUGGCCCCGAGACCGCUGUCUCACCCUCAUGUCCUGGCCUGUCUGCCGAGGAGUACAAGUUCUUGACACAGCAAGGACGACCAGAUGCAUGGGACCCAAGCUCUGAUGCGGGACUGAACUUGACAGAGACCAAGGCCUUGGUAACACGGUUCGUAGCCAGCGGUCUUUUCAACGAUGACGAGAAAUUCUUCCCCGCCUUGUUCGCCUCUGCUGACACCAACUCUCGCAUCUCUGAAGCUGGUGAGGAUACUUUCAAGCGGGUUCUACUAUCCAAAGAUCUCGAGGACCCAGACAUGGUUGAAGCUCUUUUCGACCUUUACUUCGGAUCACAGGAUGGAUCGUUGCCGGUGAAAACACCUUUGCGUAUCAGGAUCCUGAACGUUUUGGCUAGAUCUGUAAAGGCGACAGAAUAUCCACUUCAGAUAGCGAUGAUAGUCGAACAAGGCUUACUGUCUGUUGAUCAAAGCACGGCGAGCAAGUCGGCGGGACGUGAAGCUACUAAAUUCCGAUCCGCCAUCUUCUCCUUGGUCAACUUCGUCGCUCGACGUGGGUCCGUCACAGACCUCUCGAGAAUCGCAGAAAGCCUGGUCGCUAAUCUACGAGGCUUUGUACAAGAUCAAGGAUGGCCUGUUCCGGAUCGUGAUCAGGAUAUGGAACUGCGUGGCUACGCCUACGAAACGAUUGGCCUUUUGGCAAAAGCUGCGCCCGAGAAGAUCCUCAUAGAACCAUCGCUGGACUUGCUGGAAUGGCUGUUCCGGUCGCUGAGGGAAGACUCCGCAGGCAAAGAUGUGGCCGUCAGCAUCGAAGAGGCUCUCUCGUCGGUACUAGGUGCUUUCACAAAGCCGUUUGAACCUUCAGUAAAGCACCCAUUCAGGAAGAUUUUACUGCGGUAUGCUUUGCUCGAUAGGCCUAAUAUGCCCGCUUCCGAUCGAUUUACAAGAAGCACGCGCUACGUCGCUACUCGCUUUGCAAACCGUUGCCUACCCUAUGAUGACGUGCUGGCACGCUGGAUAGACAUUCUCGCCAUCAGCGGAGGUGCUUCCGAAAGACAUGAAAUAGUCGAGGAAGGCCGUCGCGGCUUGGAUCCGUUCUGGUUCAGAAUGUCGAACACGCCGCCAGGUGAACGUGAGAGAAAUGAACUAAAGUUCCCCGACUUCAACAAGUUGGUCAACUUCAUCAUAGUUCAAGAGGGUGAAGCCGAAGACGAAGACCCAAUGGAUAUUGAUCAACCAAUUGAUGUCCUUCAUCAAACACAAAGGUUCCAUGAUCAGUAUCCCGGCACGCUUCCGAUUGUUAUCACCUUCUGUUCUAAUGUUGCCAUGCAGACGGCGUUAGCCGACAAAGGAUUGAGCAACGAGAUCCCAGAGGAUUGGGGAAGAAAACUGGAUACACAAAUGACCACAGAGUUACGCGCACGACAAGCGUUUCGUUCUUUUGCCACACAACCAUCCCAUUUCAAUUCCCUAGCUAUGCUGUUACGAGCUAGCUUUGACAGACUUACACGAGAUCAUGUCAGCGACGUUGGAGAUAUUGGGACUACAUUUGUGAGGCUGCUAUCUCUAUUAUCGCCAAAACAUUGGAUUCUUGCAAAGCUCGUUCGUGACAUUCGCGCCCUGGAGCCUUCGGUUUGGUCGAAUAACCCUAGUCGGCGGCUCGCAGCUGCCCACGCCUAUGGCCUAUUGGCAUCGCACGACACAAUCGAUGCCGAAGCAUUAGAAAAGUCUCAAGUUACGUUCUUUGAGAAGCUGGAUACUUGGAAGACUGCUGUGGGUGGUGAUAUCAACCAGAUUAGUGGUAUCAUUCUCGCACUUGCAUAUUACUUUAGCAGGGCAUUUUGGAGGGCCAGAGCGGCCUCGGACGCUAUCACUGACGAUCAUCCUGUACAUCGACUGCUUGGAGCUCUCAUAGAUAUCAUGAAAGAGUCUCGAGACGCUACGUUGAGAGAAGCAGCUUUUGCGAGUGUAGAUCAACUCAGCCUAUUCCAUGUCAUCACACCAUCGAUGAUCUCGAAAUAUGCAAAGUUUGAAGACGUCGCACAACAAAUAUACGAGCAUGCAAGGACAGGUGCCACAACUGCAAUAGUGGCUCUGGGUCGCCUUUCCAUGAUCACCGAAGAGACGGAUUCUGAGGCUGAGAUGGACUCCGAGCAUGCGGUCAUAGGCGAGAAGUUGUAUGAACUUCACGAAGUUCGCCAGCCAGAAGUCCAGUUCUCCGUCGGGGAAGCUCUGAGUUGCUUUGCGAUCGGCUGGGAGUCAAAGGCCCUCGUAGCAGAGCUCGACAUGCUACACCCAGAUCAGCUGCAAGAACCUUGGGAUGUAGAACUGAAGACGCCUUCCGGUCCGACACGCGAAAAGACAUUCAAAGCCGUAUUGGAGAGGACGCUCAAAGGAUGCGUGCAAACCAAGCCCUCACUCAAGAAGGCUUCGGUCAUUUGGCUAUUGUGCUUGCUGCAAUAUUGCGGCCACAAAUCCGAGAUGCAGGGCCUUCUUGGACAAUGUCAGAUUGCUUUCAAGAACUGCUUGUCUGAUCGCGAUGAGAUUGUCCAGGAGGCUGCUUCGAGAGGACUCGGGCUAGUUUACGAGAAAGGUGAUCGCCAACUCAAGGACGACCUUGUUCGAGACUUGGUAGGUUCAUUCUCUGACAACAAAUCGAAAAUGUCGGGCACUGUGUCCGAGGACACACAACUCUUUGAGCCUGGAGCACUACCUACAGGUGACGGUUCCAUCACGACCUACAAGGAUAUUCUUAGUCUGGCAGCUGAAGUUGGCGAUUCGAGUCUCGUAUAUCGCUUCAUGUCAAUGGCAUCCAACAACUCUAUCUGGUCGAGCCGAGCUGCUUUCGGUCGCUUCGGACUAAGCAACAUCUUUUCGGAUUCCAGUGUAGAUGGCUACCUAGCCCAGAACCCAAAACUGUAUCCUAAGCUCUAUCGUUAUAGGUUCGAUCCGAAUACUAAUGUACAGCGCUCCAUGAACGACAUCUGGAACGCGCUAGUCAAGGAUUCUUCAGCAACAAUUGACAAACAUUUUGAUGCGAUCAUGGAUGAUCUACUCGUCAGUAUCUUGACCAAAGAAUGGCGUGUUCGUCAGGCGGCUUGCGCAGCGAUUGCGGACCUAAUCCAGGGUCGUAGCAUUGACAAGUACGAAAAGUACCUAACAGAUAUCUGGGACAAAACCUUCAAGGUAUUGGAUGACAUCAAAGAAACCGUGCGUGUCGCCGCUGCAGCACUUGCUCGUGUCUUGACUACUACCUUGACUCGCUCACUCGAAGCCGGAGAUGGAUCUAUGAAAUCAGCUACAGCGCAGCUCACACGCGUGCUUCCAUUCCUAUUCUCCACAUCUGGGUUGGAAUCUUCCGCUGAAGACGUGCGCCUCUUCUCGGUGCACACACUUCUUCAAAUUGUGAAGAAGAGCAACGGAAAGACGCUGAAUCCACACGUGCCCGAAUUGGUAGAGCGUCUGCUAGGCCUGCUCAGCUCACUGGAGCCGGAAGCUGUCAACUAUAUCCACAUGAACGCCAGCAAAUACAAUCUGACGGAGCAAAAGAUCGAUGAUAUGCGUCUUCAGAGUGUGCGAUCGUCCCCACUAACAGAGUCACUGGAACGCUGUCUCGACCUAGCAGACGCAGACACAAUGAAGGCCCUAGUUCCGCGCAUCGAGGCCGCAAUGAAGAGUGCAGUCGGCCUACCGUCAAAAGUAGGCUGUUCGCGAAUCCUCGUCACGCUCGCAACACGGCACAGGUUCCUAUUCAAACCGUACGCCGACGGCUUCUUGAAACUCGUACAAAAGCACAUCCACGACCGCAACGAAACAGUAUCCAGUUCCUACGCCGCGGCCGCCGGCUACCUCGCCCGCCUAGCUUCGGACAAGCAGAUCCUAGCCACCAUCGACUUUGUACGCAAACUCUACUUUGACUCUGAAGAAAACAGCGACAGAAAUCGGGUGCUGGCAGGAGACAUGAUGCGUGCCUUGUCCCUCCACGCCACCGAUCGCUUCACCGCUUUUGCCGCAGACUUGCUGCCCUUUGUCUUCCUCGCCAAACACGACGGCGACGAGCAGACGCGCAACCUCUUCACCGCGACGUGGGACGACCACGUCGCCGGACCCCGUACCGUAUCCCUCUAUCUCACCGAGAUCCUCGCCCUCGUCGACACCCACCUCGAAAGCAGACAAUGGGCCAUCAAGCACACGGCCGCAAAGUCAGUCGCAGACCUCAUCUUGCAAAUCACAAACGCAGUCGGCAGUCAGACAAUGGAACCCAGCACCGCCAAACUCAUCUGGCCCGUUCUAGACAAAGCCCUGAGCGGCAAGAGUUGGGAGGGCAAGCAAGUCGUGCUCGAGGCGUUUGUGCGGUUUGUCGAGAGGAGUGAGGGGUGGUGGGGGGAAGAGGAGGGGGUGGCGAGGCAGCUUGAGAGGGUUGGGGCGAGGGAGGGCAAGAGGCACGAGGGCAGGAAUGAAAGGCUUGUUGCGCGCGUUUUGGAGAGGCUGGGCGCGCGUUUGGCGGCCUAG
Molecule: messenger RNA, 5079 nt
Organism: Plenodomus lingam JN3
Lineage: Eukaryota; Fungi; Ascomycota; Dothideomycetes; Pleosporales; Leptosphaeriaceae
Biological process (GO): proteasome assembly
Cellular component (GO): nucleus; cytoplasm
Molecular function (GO): molecular adaptor activity
Source: RefSeq, a predicted model, not a curated record